Molecule: messenger RNA, 852 nt
Organism: Physeter macrocephalus (sperm whale)
Lineage: Eukaryota; Metazoa; Chordata; Mammalia; Artiodactyla; Physeteridae
Gene: LCN8
Product: lipocalin 8
Exons: 9
Coding region: 1-747 (248 amino acids)
Molecular function (GO): small molecule binding
Source: RefSeq, a predicted model, not a curated record
AUGGAGGCCGGGCAGCUGAGCGCCGUCCUGGGCGUUAUCCUGGUGCGGGUGGAAAUGACCACGCAGGACCUGGACCUGCAGAAGGAGCCAGAGGAGGAGGCUUUCCCGGUGCGGAGACCUCGGCUGCAGGCUUUGGUUUCCAGCCCGAUGCUUCUUUGCCCGAGUUCCUUCUUCGCCGGCUCUGUGUCGGCUCCUGGGCCGGGAGCACGCUCCAACCACCACUGCCCCUGGCGUCCCGUCCCCGAGGACAGGCGGCAGCAAGGCUGGUUCUCCUUGGGGACUGGGAUCCAGCCCUGUGGCAACGGCAGACAGAUUGCAGGGUUCUGGCGGGAAGUUGGGGUGGCCUCCAGCCAAAACUUGGCACUGCAGACCCCAAAGAGGCUGGAGGCCUUGUUCCUGACCUUGAGUUGGGAGGAGCUGACCGUGAAGGCUGCGUAUAAUAGUUCAGGAAGCUGUGAGACUGAACAAAUAGUGAGCUCAGAAGUAAAUGUUUCCGGCAAGUUUGUUUUUCCUGGCCACAGGGAGAUCCAGGUGAUAGACACCGACUACGAGCAGUACGCCAUCCUGAGGGUGUCCCUCCGCUGGCGGGACAAGGAGUUCCACGUGCUCAAGUAUUUCACUCGGAGCCUCGAGGGCGAGUAUGAACCCGGCUUCUGGAAGUUCCGGGAGUUGACCGCAGACACGGGACUGUACCUGGUGGCCCGGCACGGGAGGUGUGCCAAGCUCCUGAAGGAGGAGCUGAUCUAGGGGAGCCCCCGCCCCAAUCCGGGAUGCUCGGAGCCCCGCCCACCCGGCCUCCCCUGGCCGCCCAGCCCUGGGGGGCCCGCCUGCACCUGCUCUGAAUAAACUCUA